GGUUCUGGUUCUCCUACUUAUCCCGCAAGGCAUAUCCGUGCACCCCACGCGCACUCGGAACUGUAGAAAGUUAUUCCCACUUCCAUUAAAAUUUCACUUUCCUAAAAUACCCCUACCCACUUCUUAAAUACAAACAAUACAGUUUUCUCCCAUUCACCCACAAAAAGGCACAAACUCUGUUUUUCAUUCCAACAGAGAAAAAUGAAAAUGAAAGCUGUUGGCUAUUCCUUCUCCUUCAACAGACUAAGUAAGAAGCCAUUCGCCGGAACUGUUGCUUCUGAAGUAGCCGGAGAUCAUCACGAUGUCUUAACUCAGCCGACACCGCCGCCGCCGCAUCGGCAGUCGUCGUUACGGUGGCGAUUCAAAAAUCUGUCUUCUGGAUUGAGAUGGAAGAGUAAAAGGCUUUACAAAUUGCGAUACUGGUUCGUUGAUUGCUUCCUCUUCAAAAUCGUUUCUGUAUUUGAAGCCAUUUUUCUCGUCUCUGCUUUGGCUUUCUUCUACCUCUGCUUCGGAUGCCAUAUCUAGAUUCUUCCAUAAUUCAAAAAUUAGCCUACAUAACAGUGGUAUUCUGAAGAAAUAUUGAUAGUUAGAUUUAAUUUGUUGAGGCUUUUGUAAUGAUUAGAAAGUUUAGUAGACUAACUUAGAGAUUCUUUUGUAAUGUAAUCUUAAUCUUAAUUAAUUAUUAUUCUUUACUUCAAUUAGUCCUAAA
Messenger RNA from Solanum lycopersicum (tomato), 709 nucleotides. RefSeq lists its product as uncharacterized. The record is from RefSeq and is a predicted model, not a curated record. Lineage: Eukaryota; Viridiplantae; Streptophyta; Magnoliopsida; Solanales; Solanaceae.